CAACUUAAUCAUUCGUUCACUUAGGUUACACUUUCACCUGGACAAGGAUCAUCAUGAAACUGUGUACGCUUUUCUUUAUGUGUUUCGCACUAGUGUCAUGUUUCGCGAAAGGCGACGAUUUAACGGGAAAAGCCAAACGGUUUAUUCUCUCAUUUGCAACUGACAAUGGAGGCGGCGAUUCGGGCUGUUCGGAUAAGUUAGGCAACUGUGAGGCGUACGGUGCCGCUGUCUGUUCAAAUUCGAUGUAUACCCAGUGGGUAAAAGACAACUGCAAGUCGUUCUGCAAUUUAUGCUCAAGUGGAGGCGGAAGUUUGACACCACCACAGCCAGAACCCAUCCAUUCUUCAGGAGGAUGUUCCGAUAAAUUAUCCAACUGUAACCAGUACGACCCCUCGGCUUGUCAAAAUUACGCACAAUGGGCGAAAGAUAACUGCGCACGGACAUGUAAUUUGUGCUCAAGCGGAUCUACAGGAGGUGGUGCCAUGCCGAGUGGUUCCGGAGGAGGUUCGAUAACUGGUACCUCGUCAGGAUGUGUAUACAAUGGCCAGAUUUACCAACAAGGUCAAACAUGGAAAGAUAACUGCAAGUAUAAGUGUGAAUGUGUAGAUGGAAAUUCUGGAAAAUAUCAGUGCCGUCAGCUUUGUCUCAAUUGGAACUUACCUUCAUCAUGCCACAUGGAUCCUGCUCCACCAGGCAAAUGUUGCCCCACCCCAGCGUGUCCACCGUCAAUCACACUUCAAUAUCCACCUGGUUAUGUCGCAGAGUGAAAAAAUAACUUUAUCUUACGAUUGUUGAGAUAUAAUUAUCUGUUUGUUUAAAGGAUUACUACUAAUAAAAGAG
Messenger RNA from Ruditapes philippinarum (Manila clam), 840 nucleotides. RefSeq names its product CCN family member 3-like. The record is from RefSeq and is a predicted model, not a curated record. Gene Ontology annotation, molecular function: protein binding. The transcript has 7 exons. The coding region runs from base 54 to 767 and encodes 237 amino acids. NCBI's taxonomy places the organism in Eukaryota, Metazoa, Mollusca, Bivalvia, Venerida, Veneridae.